Suillus subaureus is the source of this 783-nucleotide messenger RNA. RefSeq lists its product as uncharacterized. Lineage: Eukaryota; Fungi; Basidiomycota; Agaricomycetes; Boletales; Suillaceae. Bases 1 to 783 code for a protein of 260 amino acids. The transcript has 8 exons. The record is from RefSeq and is a predicted model, not a curated record.
AUGCUCCUCGAAUUCCUCCAGGGUUCUUCGACGAUGGACUUCGAGAGGCUAAUGGAAACUGAGCCAGAUACCCAAUCCCGAUCCCACUCUCUCAGCUGGACUCGAAACCUAGUAUCUGGUAUACUACGCAAACGAGAUGGAUCGGACAUCCAGUCGCAAGAGGUUCCUUACACAGCGGGCAAGCCUAGGAACUAUCACGCAAGAGGGAAGCCAGCUGUUAGCUCAUCUCGACCUCUCAAUAGUCAUACCACGCAGCAGCCCAACGCAGCAACCCAGAGCACGCCGCCAUCAUCACAGCAAUCACCUCCCACUGCUACUCCUCCGACACUUUCCGCUGCUGCAAGUACCCUGGGAAUAAUGGAAGCACCCUCGCGUCCUAAUGUCACCAUAAGAGAUUCUGGUUGGCGCACUCGUCUCAUGCUCUGGGUUUGUUACUCGUUUCUUGCUCUGGAUCUGCUGCCCUGCAGCACCCUUGAUUGGACACAUACUCUGCUUGCAGUCCAUGUGACCCGUCAGCAGCACAAGUCCAUAACAUUUUCACAAGCGUUGGCUUUAGUUUCUAACCAGUGCAAGACGAUUCAACCUGCUCGUACCUCUCAACUGGGGCCUGAGGUUAUACAAAGCACCGUGCCACGGCUACGACACGUCACGGGCUGGAAGAAAUCCAGCGAGCAUAUUCAACUUGAAGUUGAUCUGAAAGUCACUGCGACCGCAAUAUUUCUUGGCCUGUGCCCUCUAUGCAAUAUCUUUCACCCAGGAUUUGCGCGUUUUAUGAUGGCCUAG